ACAUGUGGAUCGAGUCGGGGGACGCAGCACACCGGAGUUGACUGACAUGAAAACCACAGCCCACAGCAUGAGAAUGUGCGCGUCUCACUCGCCAGCUCUGCUCAUCAUCUUGCUCUGCUCGCUGCUCGCCGGCGCGGCCAAUGCCGAGCCCUCUCCCGACCCUACGCACAAGGACUGCCACCCGGGGGACAAGUCGGCGCUGCUCGCCAUCAAGGCCGCCCUCGGGGAGCCCUACCACUUCGCAUCGUGGACGCCCGACAACCCCUGCUGCGACUGGUACGACGUGACCUGCGACCUCUUCACCGGCCGCGUCGUUGGCCUCGCCGUCUUCCAGGACGCCAACCUCACGGGCACCAUCCCCAGCGCCCUCGCCGGCCUCCCCCACCUCCAGAACCUCGUGCUGCACCACCUCCCGGCGCUGUCGGGCCCCAUACCGCCGGCCAUCGCCAAGCUCUCCAACCUCUCCAGCCUCACCAUCUCCUGGACCGCCGUGUCGGGCCCCGUGCCGUCCUUCCUGGGCGCGCUCAAGAAGCUCACCUUCCUGGACCUCUCCUUCAACUCGCUCACCGGCGCCAUCCCGGCGUCGCUGGGGACCAUCCCAAACCUGUCCGGCAUCAACCUCAGCCGCAACCGCCUCGCCGGCACCGUCCCGAUGCUCCUCAGCAAGUCGGCGGACCAGGUAUACCUCUGGCUCUCGCACAACAACCUCACGGGCCCCAUCCCGGCCGAGUUCGCCGCCGUGAACUUCGCGCACCUCGACCUGUCGCGCAACGCCCUGGCCGGCGACGCGUCGGGCCUCUUCGGCCCGGGGAAGGAACUGCAGUACGUCGACCUGUCUCGCAACGCCUUCGAAUUUGACCUGUCGGCCGUGGUGUUUCCCGAGCAGCUCGACUUCGUCGACGUCAGCCACAACGCCAUCAGUGGCGGCGUCCCGGCGCAGGUGGCGAACCUGACCAACCUGCAGUUCUUCAACGUCAGCUACAACCGGCUCUGCGGCGCGCUGCCCACCGGCUGGAGGAUGGCGACCUUUGAUCUCUACAACUUCCAGCACAACAAGUGCCUCUGCGGCGCUCCCCUUCCUCAGUGCAAGAAAUAGAAUCACCCGGUCUGACGUCCUUGCCCCGGAAAAUUCCUAUGGGGCUCGAAAAUUUACUGUACUACGAUGAUGUAUCUCUAGAUUAAAAAUAAGAGUUGCACUGAAAUAAAGUCAACAUGGGCUAAUUUGUGAUAAAA
This is a messenger RNA of Lolium perenne, 1233 nucleotides long. RefSeq lists its product as uncharacterized. Gene Ontology annotation, molecular function: protein binding. The record is from RefSeq and is a predicted model, not a curated record. NCBI's taxonomy places the organism in Eukaryota, Viridiplantae, Streptophyta, Magnoliopsida, Poales, Poaceae.